AAUCUCAUAUUUUCGUUACUGCCAACGCUGUUUCCGUUGAUACUUCAAUAAACGGUCCACAGCCUAGAAACAGAAAGUAACAAAAAGCGUUGUGCAUGUGAUCAUUUUCGUCUUUUUGGUAAUAAGCAUCUAAUAUGCGGUCUUUUUAAGCCUGAUAUUCGAUAAAACGAUGGGUCUGCAGCAUUAGAGACAUUAUAAGAUUCUUCACGCAAUUGCUUCUUUAGUUUUUUUGGAUGCUAUAGUCCGAUAAACGAUCGCCUACCAUGAUUAGAAUAUUAACGUCGCGAAUCUGCAAAUCUUUUGAUCAGCACAAAGUCAUAACUACAGUUUUUAUAAAAUUCCAACAGCACCGAUGUUUGGGUCAUCCUGACUGUCUAACAGUAAAGCAUGCUGCUUCAGUCUCUAAUGGUGAACAUGGUGGAUAUGCAAAGCCAGUGGACCAGAUCCUUACACCACCUACCAAUCAAACCACCAUUCCUGAUACACAGAAAAGUUCACUUAUGGGGACGUUUAAUUUCCUAGUGAAAAGAUUACAAGAGGAUGGCAUAUCAGUCGCAGCUUUUCGUGAAGUUUUGCAGGAUGCUAUCAUUGCCAAUGACAAAAAUCUCCUUCCCAAAAUCGUAAACGUACUGGAUCGAUCCCACCUAGUUGCAGAGGCCCUUCAUCUAGCAAACUAUUAUGAGAUGGAUGACAGGAUUAUCCCAAAUGAUGUCGCCAAACUCAGACAUGAUGGGAACAGUACAGUGCACAUUCAUGGAAAGAAGGAAACAGAGGACCCAGAACGUUUUCUUUGCCUCCCACAAACUGUCAAGAUGACAAUGGUCAAUUCAAAGCACCUUUUUCAAACUAUGGUCAAGUCUAUUUCACAGCCAGGUACCAAGAUUGGAUUUGACUGUGAAUUCAGCUUGAAUCUUGUGAAAAGGACUCAGCAACGUGUGGUCCUCGUUCAAAUUGCUGUCCAGGAUCAUGUGUACCUUCUUGAUGUACCCCACUUGUCAAACAUUCUGAGUACAGAGGAGUGGAUUGGCUGGGCUUUUAUCCUCUUUGGCAGUGACCAGACGCUGACUAUUGGUUAUAAUCUGGAUGUUGAUGCACAGUUAUUAGGUACAACACUCCAGUGUCUGAGGGAACAGCUUAAUCAGAGGCAGGGUGUGCUGGAUUUAAGAGAUAUUUCACUGCAGAAACUAAAUCCUCAAACACUGUCAGAUAUAAAGGGUGAGAACAAAAGCCGUCGAGGCCUUGCAGGCCUGUCAUAUGCAUAUCUGGGUAAAGAACUUGAUAAAAGAGAGCAGCUAAGCAACUGGGAGCGCCGUCCUCUUCGUCCAGCUCAGCUACAGUAUGCAGCACUUGAUGCCUACAUCCUGCUAGAAUUGUAUGACCAAAUGAAUGCCGAAGGUGACUUUACUUAAUAGUUGUAUGGCUGACCCCAGGCAUUAAAAGGGACAAAUACAUCAGUGCAAUGUAUAAUCUGUGAUCAAGGCAAAUGUUGUGACUGAAAAAAAAGGCAGGGAAUUGGAAUUCAUUGCAAUGACAAUGGUGUCCAUAGGACAUGACUUUAUUUGCUGCACUGUAUGGAAAGUCUUUUAACCAUACAUCAAGACAUUGAAUCUAGAAACCUUUACAAAUGCAGAGAGAGAGAAGCCUUCAGAUAUUAUUUAUAAAUAUAGGUAAGUUUUCUCUAUUUAUAUUGUGGUCUUUGGAUUCUAAUAAAACUGUCCAGCAUUU
Messenger RNA from Pomacea canaliculata, 1725 nucleotides. RefSeq names its product exonuclease mut-7 homolog. Gene Ontology annotation, biological process: nucleobase-containing compound metabolic process. The transcript is spliced from 12 exons. Gene Ontology annotation, molecular function: 3'-5' exonuclease activity; nucleic acid binding. The coding region runs from base 264 to 1409 and encodes 381 amino acids. NCBI's taxonomy places the organism in Eukaryota, Metazoa, Mollusca, Gastropoda, Architaenioglossa, Ampullariidae. The record is from RefSeq and is a predicted model, not a curated record.